Coccidioides immitis RS is the source of this 786-nucleotide messenger RNA. RefSeq lists its product as uncharacterized. NCBI's taxonomy places the organism in Eukaryota, Fungi, Ascomycota, Eurotiomycetes, Onygenales, Onygenaceae. The record is from RefSeq and is a predicted model, not a curated record. Bases 1 to 786 code for a protein of 261 amino acids. The transcript is spliced from 4 exons.
AUGUUGCGCAAUAUACCCCCCUACUCUGUGGAAUCCGAGACCGCUGAAGUUAGUUUGGGGGGAACAGUCUAUAUCUACUACAUCGUCCAUAGAUCGCAAUCUUUACAUAUGUACGGAGUACUCGUAAUUAAACAAGCCUUUGGCGAUUUCCAACCCCUACGGAAGACACAGCUGCUUACUAUCCCUACUGUUUGCUAUCUUUCAUUCUUGGCCACGGCCAACCGGUUCUGCGCCAGGGCAAGUACGGAGUUUACCUCAUUCAUCAUCCACAGAAUGGUCAACGUGCUCAGUAAGGCGUUCUCAUGUCCUUUUGGGAAUACCAAGACUUGUCUGCAUAUUCCCAUCGUCGAAUUGGAUACAAGCAUUGCUCCGUACCGUACUCCUCCCUGGAAGAGCACAGACGUUAAAAUUGCCUCCUAUUUCUCAACCCGCCGGUCCGGCCCUUGUCGUCCUAGCCGGCCCGCUCCCACUCCCAAUCUCACAAGAUUUUCCGGCGUUUCACGCUCUGUCAAUCAAGUUACCCCAUUGUUAAGGGGAAGAUCUAGAAUUUCUGAAUACCACUUUGGCGCUAGGCCCGGAUCAGUACUAAGACAUGCUGCCUUACAAUAUCCUCCAACCUGGCUGGUGAGCAUGAAGCUAGCAUCAUACUCAAGAAGAGGACGUGAGGACUUCAAUCGGAUGCGGGGUGCAUAUAAGCACAUGCCGAAGAAAACAUAUUAUCCGGCUCCGCAUGCUGAACCCAACGUUGGUGUGCCAUUGACUCGGGCGGACAGGCACUUCACAUGA